AUGUCACCCGCUGCAACGUCGGACACUGCGCCCGCCGAGGAACCCAAGGUCGCCGACUUGGAUGCGGUGCUACAGUUGCUCCCGGCGUGCCGACGAUGUCGUCGCAACAAACGCCGGUGCGACAUCCGACUUCCGGCCUGCCUGAAUUGCAGCCGGGUUGGAGCAGAAUGCAUCUUCUUUGACCAUGUGUCCAAAGAACUACUACCGCGCACGUACAUCGCCUCGCUGGUCGACCACCUCAGAGCCUUGGAAGCGACCAGUGCCAGUGCGACCGCCGGUGCGACCGCCGGUGCUUCGCCCUCGGCACCGACGUCAACCUCAACCUCAACCUCUCUCACAAGACCGGCGGAACACCACUUCAUCCAUGUACACGGUGCAUACAGAUACCUGGGCGUGCGGGCGCCCCUUGCAGUGCAGGAUGACCGCAUAGUGAUCAGUUCCCCGGAGCUCCGUGCCAACGCGACAUGUCCUCCUCUGGUGGUUCCGCCUCAGUCGCUGAUGGGAUCAGGAAUGCAUCAAUUCCUGGUGUCGUGCUAUCUCGAGACGCUGCAUGGCCUCUAUCCCGUCCUCGAUGCGGCGCUGGUAUAUCUGACGGAGCCUCCUACCUCGCUGUCAGACUUGGCCGCCUCGGAAUCUUUCAUGCUGCAUAUGGUUUACUCCAUCGCGUGCCACUGUCUGCGGGCCAACGAUUGUCAGCUGGUUCUCCUCUCCGACUCCUUCUAUCGAGAAGCUCUGGUCCACGCGGAAAAGAUCACGGCCGAGUUGAACCUGGACGCCCUCCAAGCGGUAUUGUUGCUCGCAUUGCGCAGCCUCUUUGAUGCACAGAACGGGAGCUUGGGACAACAGAUCGCCUUUGCUCACCGGCUAGAGGUCGAGCUCGGCGCUCGAGAAGUGGAGGAGAGCACACCAGCGUUGCAGCAACUGCGAGCGUCGAUCUUUUGUAUCGGCAACCAGGUUGCCAGUGCCCUGGACCGGCCCUCUGGUCUCGUUGAAUGGGAGGCGACGGCAUUCUCCGACAAACCAGAUGGUAGCCAACUUUUGUGCCACUUGUAUCGCGUGCAAUCGAGCUUCCGCAGGGGCAGUUCCUUCGACGAGCUCCAUUUGGACGGGGUCGAGCAGAAGAUCAUGGCGCAUGGGUCACCAUUGCUCGUUGCUGCUCUGAACGAAACGCGCUUCUUGCUUGAGCCUAACGUUGACUCAGCUAUGCAACUGCUAAGCACAUAUGCCUCGGACAACAUGAUCCUCAACGUUUUUACCUCUCACUGGACAUACAAGGCCGCGACGUUUUUUCUGGGAGAUGACCUGGAUAAGGCAACCCUCCAGGGGCGGGCGCUUGCUCAGAAGGUCCUCGAGCGAUGUGCUCUGAAAUGGCCUAAUGCUCGGGCGUUGCAAGACUCGGUGAAUGUCUACUCUUCCGGCUGA
Molecule: messenger RNA, 1422 nt
Organism: Capronia epimyces CBS 606.96
Lineage: Eukaryota; Fungi; Ascomycota; Eurotiomycetes; Chaetothyriales; Herpotrichiellaceae
Exons: 3
Coding region: 1-1422 (473 amino acids)
Biological process (GO): positive regulation of transcription by RNA polymerase II
Molecular function (GO): sequence-specific DNA binding; DNA-binding transcription factor activity, RNA polymerase II-specific; zinc ion binding
Source: RefSeq, a predicted model, not a curated record